AUGGCCACGCCACUCCCCGAGAAGGAGAUCGAAAAUCCGCAGAGACUGCGCCAGCCUGAUGCAUCCUCCUCGUCUCAGGAUGAUGCGAUUCUCGAGGCUGAGAAGGAGAAAGCUGGUGGAGGCCUCAACGGCAAAUCCCAGCUUCCUCGUGACCCAACGGCUGGUACUACCUUGCACCAGCUAGAGAACAAGCCUGGCGAGAAAAUUGAGUUGACCGAAGACGACUGCUACGAUCAACUCGGUUAUGCAUGGCCAAGCUGGAAGAAAUGGAUGGUCAUCUCUGUGAUCUUCCUUGUCCAGACAUCCAUGAACUUCAACACCAGUCUUUACUCCAAUGCCCUUGGUGGCAUCUCGGAGGAAUUCGGUGUGAGUAUGCAGGCUGCGCGUUGUGGCGCAAUGAUAUUCCUUGUCCUGUAUGCCUUCGGCUGCGAGCUUUGGGCUCCGUGGAGCGAGGAACUUGGCCGCAAGCCAAUCCUGCAGGCGAGUCUCUUUCUUGUCAACAUCUGGCAGCUUCCUGUUGCCCUUGCACCCAACUUCGCCUCCAUCAUGGUAGGCCGCGCUUUGGGUGGUCUUAGUUCAGCUGGUGGUUCCGUUACACUUGGUAUGAUCGCCGAUCUUUGGGAAGCGGAUGAGCAGCAGUAUGCUGUUGCUUGUGUUGUUUUCUCCUCCGUUGCUGGCUCAGUCAUUGGUCCUGUGGUUGGCGGAUUUGUCGAAGAAUACUUGCCCUGGCGUUGGUGCAUCUGGAUUCAACUCAUCUUCGGUGGCUUCGUUCAAAUUGCACACUUGCUUCUUGUUCCUGAGACGCGGACCACAAUCUUGAUGGAUCGAAUCGCCAAGAAGAUGAGGAAGAGUGGCGAGAACCCCAACAUCUACGGACCCAACGAGCUCGUCCCUUACAGCGAGCGCUUCUCGAUGCGGGAGAUCCUUGUCACUUGGAUUCGUCCCUUCAAGAUGUUCUUGACCGAGCCCAUUGUCUUGACACUUUCGCUCCUGAGUGGCUUCAGUGACGCACUGAUCUUCAUGUUCAUCCAAUCCUUUGGCCUGGUUUACGAGCAAUGGGGCUUUGGCACUGUUGAACUUGGCUUGUCAUUCAUUCCUAUUCUCGUGGGCUACUUCAUUGCGUGGUUCUCCUUUGUGCCAGCUAUCAAGAGAAACAUUCGUGAGAGGCGCGAGAAGCCUGACGACGAACAGGCUCAGUACGAAUCGCGUCUUUGGUGGCUGCUCUGGACUGCUCCUUGCCUUCCAAUUGGCUUGAUUGGGUUCGCUUGGACCAGCUUGGGACCUCCUGUUCACUGGAUAGGUACAAUGGUUUUCUCCGCCAUUGUCGGCAUCGCCAACUACAGCAUUUACAUGGCAACCAUCGACUACAUGAUCUGUGCCUAUGGGCCGUACUCAGCUUCCGCCACUGGUGGAAACGGCUGGGCACGCGAUUUCCUUGCUGGUAUUUUGACAAUUCCCGCGACACCCUUCUUCCAGAAUAUCGGCGGCGAGCACCAUCUGGAAUAUGCAUCUACCAUUCUUUUCUGCAUUUCGUUCCUCUUGGUGAUUGCAGUAUAUGCUAUCUACUGGUACGGUCCGACGCUCCGUAAGCGAUCACCUUUCGCCCAGCAGUUGUCCGAUGCAAAGGCCGAACUGCAAAGCCAUGGCGCAAUCCACACCGGCAGGCUCUCGCGCGUCCCAACGGGCUCGCGAGCAAACUCCUUUGCUCGAUCGCAACAGAACUUGCGCAUCCGCCAAACCCUGGGAAGCCGACAGAACAGCUUUGCGGCGUCUCGUCCGACCUCGCGCACUGCUUCUGCGCGGCAAAGCUUCUCGGAGGUAUAA
Aspergillus mulundensis is the source of this 1824-nucleotide messenger RNA. Its product is annotated as putative MFS multidrug transporter. Gene Ontology annotation, biological process: transmembrane transport. Gene Ontology annotation, molecular function: transmembrane transporter activity. NCBI's taxonomy places the organism in Eukaryota, Fungi, Ascomycota, Eurotiomycetes, Eurotiales, Aspergillaceae. Bases 1 to 1824 code for a protein of 607 amino acids. The record is from RefSeq and is a predicted model, not a curated record. The transcript has 3 exons.